UCUGGAAAGUCUAUCAUAAUGGAGGAGUUUAAAUCGGCUAAUAGAACAGAGGACGUUCUUACCUGGAAUAGUGAACUUGCGAUGUCUUUGAUUCUCAUUGACGUGUUUCUUGGAAUAUACAUCGUUAUAGGUGUCUUGGGUAAUGUAAUGAUUAUAUACAUAUAUAAUGUCCGCCUGAACAUCAAGAUAGAUGAUCGAAUAUUCAUUCUGGCUCUUGCUGCAGUAGAUAUCGUUGUUUGCAUAACUGGACCUGCGUUCUCACUCACAAGAAACAUUCUUCCCGUUGCCUUUUAUGGAAACAUUACGUGCAAGAUUCUCUGGUUUUUCACUAAAGCCAUGAAUGCUGUCUCGGUGGAAUUGGUUCUUGUCAUCGGCGUGGAGAGAUAUUUGAAGAUAUGUCGGCCGUUUGGAAUGCAAAUGAACAACAAAGCGAAGAUUCUUGUACUAGUUUUAUCAGUAAUCAUUUGCUUCGUUGGCCAUGCUCCUAUUUUUUGGUUCUAUGACCAAAUACCUGUUCUCAACAUCCAGCGAAACAUUUCUGGAAGCAGGUGUGGGCGAAUACAUAGUACAGAUAAUUCUCUGAGUGAGACCGGUUACUUUUAUCUACUAAUAAUAUUUGUACUUGCUGUUGGAACACUAGGAUUGAUAAUUUUUCUUUACGUUUUGAUUGGUCGUCGCAUCUAUAGACGGAUACAACGCAACCGCAAUCGGUCGAUCUCAAAGCAAUCAUCGGAACCCGACCCAGCAUCUGAAGCUAUUUCCACAACUGAGAAUGACAAUUAUAGCUCAAAAGAAGCAAACAGCGGUCAUAAAUCUGUCGGGGCGUCGUCAAACAUGUCCGGGAAAUCAAGAAGACGGAAGUCAUCAUCGUCGGUGUCGGUGAGAAACUGGCGUCAAAAACAUCGCUAUUCUCUGAUGUUCCUCUUAAUCGCUGGGACGUGUGUUGUAACCUACACACCAACUCUAAUUGUGAACCUAGCCGUCAAUCUGGAUUCCGAGGAAUUCUGGAACUAUACAUCCCCAAACCUCCGACAAUUUUACCUGUAUCUUUUCCAGGUCUACAUUGUGAACCAUGUUGUAAACCCGUUUAUAUAUGGAUAUUUUGACAGUGCGUUCAGGACGGAAAUGAAGAAAUUAUUAUGCAAGAAAUGAUGAUGUUAUUCCACGAUAUUGCUCCAUGUAAUAGAUUAUUUUUGAAACAUUCAUGUUUUCAAUGAUCUCGUAAUAACUAUUGACAUGUAUUUCGAAAGCGAAAAUGUUUCUCAAGAUGAGUUUUCAUAAUUUCAACGUUCUUCGGUUCAUUUCAAUCAUGCAUUUCGAAAGCUAAAUUCUUAGUGAUAUUGUCUUUUCAAGUUGAUGAUGGUAAAAAGUCUAUCUCGUCUCAUCAUAUCAAUUUUUUUCGGAAUUUUCGUAAGUGGUGAUUUUUCCUUAACUAAAAGAUGAUGUUGCUUUUGUUUUAAACUUCUUGUGCUCGUUUUUAAUAUGAAAAUUUAAACAUGGCUCUAAUCACAUUUUGAGUUAGCAUCAUAGAGCCAUCACUAUUGUUUUAAACUGUUAUUACUAAAUAUUUAUAUAACUGUCGCACCUUUUAAAACCAUCUCGAUUUUCAUUAUUCAUUUUUCAUCAUAUCUUUGUGUUGAUAUUUUAAAAUGGGAAUGAUUUGUUUUUGUGGAUUAAAUGAAAUCAGUCAUAUAAAAUGUAUCAAAAACAAAAUCCACUCAUUUCCGUAAAGUAUUCUCAUAAAAUUCCGGAAUAACUGAACCUUUGAAAACAAUCUGUUGAAAAUAAAUACUUGAAUUUGCACCAUUUACACUUAAAUUUUGUAUUCUUUGAUACCUUGACAUAUAUGUGACACGACAAGACAACAACAACAACAACAACAAC
Molecule: messenger RNA, 1884 nt
Organism: Pecten maximus
Lineage: Eukaryota; Metazoa; Mollusca; Bivalvia; Pectinida; Pectinidae
Product: cholecystokinin receptor-like
Biological process (GO): neuropeptide signaling pathway
Cellular component (GO): membrane
Molecular function (GO): neuropeptide receptor activity
Source: RefSeq, a predicted model, not a curated record